UGAGCCUGGCCCUCGCACUCGGAGCUCCCGGGGGGCUGGGCUGGGCUGGACUCACUUCCUAGCCAUGGGCUUCUCUGCCCUGGUCGCCAGCGCCCUGUGCACCUUCCUGCUGCCCCUGCUGCUCUUUUUGGCCGCCGUCAAGCUGUGGGACCUGUACUGUGUGAGCAGCCGGGACCCCAACUGCCCACUCCCGCUGCCUCCGGGCACCAUGGGGCUCCCCUUCUUCGGGGAGACGCUACAGAUGGUGCUGCAGAGACGGAAAUUUCUGGAGAUGAAGCGCAGGAAAUACGGCUUUAUCUACAAGACUCACCUUUUCGGGCGGCCCACGGUGCGGGUGAUGGGCGCCGAGAACGUGCGGCAUAUCCUGCUGGGCGAACACCGGCUCGUCUCCGUGCAGUGGCCCGCCUCGGUGCGCACCAUCUUGGGCUCGGGCUGCCUCUCCAACCUCCACAACGGGCAGCACAAACACCGCAAAAAGGUGAUCAUGCAGGCCUUCUCCCGGGAUGCCCUGCAGCACUACGUGCCCGUCAUCCAGGAGGAGGUGAGCGCCUGCCUGGCGCAGUGGCUGGGCACCGCCGGGCCCUGCCUGCUGGUGUAUCCCGAGGUGAAGCGCCUCAUGUUUCGCAUAGCCAUGAGGAUCCUGCUGGGAUUUCAGCCCCGCCAGGCCAGCCCGGACGGUGAGCAGCAACUGGUGGAAGCCUUCGAGGAAAUGAUCCGCAACCUCUUCUCCCUCCCUAUUGAUGUGCCUUUCAGUGGGCUCUACCGGGGCUUGCGGGCACGCAACAUCAUCCAUGCCAAGAUCGAGGAGAACAUCCGUGCUAAGAUGGCCCGCAAGGAGCCUGAGGGUGGCUAUAAGGAUGCACUGCAGCUGCUGAUGGAAUACACACAGGGCAAUGGUGAACAGCUCAACAUGCAGGAACUGAAGGAGUCUGCUACAGAGCUGCUGUUUGGGGGCCACGAAACCACUGCUAGUGCUGCCACAUCGCUAAUUGCUUUCCUAGGGCUCCACCAUGAUGUCCUGCAGAAAGUGAGGAAAGAGCUGCAGGUGAAGGGGUUACUAUGCAGUCCCAACCAAGAGAAGCAACUGGACAUGGAGGUCUUGGAGCAGCUGAAGUAUACAGGCUGUGUUAUCAAAGAGACCCUCAGGCUGAGCCCGCCUGUUCCUGGAGGAUUUCGAAUUGCACUCAAGACCCUUGAGCUAAAUGGUUACCAGAUCCCCAAAGGCUGGAAUGUUAUUUACAGUAUCUGUGAUACCCACGAUGUGGCGGAUCUCUUUACAAACAAGGAUGAAUUUAACCCAGAUCGCUUCAUGUCUCCAUCUCCAGAGGAUUCCUCCAGAUUCAGUUUCAUUCCUUUUGGUGGAGGCUUGAGAAGCUGCGUGGGCAAAGAGUUUGCAAAAGUCCUUCUGAAAAUAUUUACAGUAGAGCUGGCUCGGAGCUGUGACUGGCAGCUGCUGAAUGGACCUCCUACAAUGAAAACAGGCCCUAUAGUGUACCCUGUGGACAAUCUGCCUACCAAAUUCAUAGGUUUCAGUGGCCAAAUCUGAGAGCUCAGCACCUUGCCUCCAGUUGGAUUUCUCUAUAGCUUCUGAUAUGUACAUAGUAACUUUUUGUAGUA
Messenger RNA from Dryobates pubescens (Downy woodpecker), 1617 nucleotides. Its product is annotated as cytochrome P450 26A1. Gene Ontology annotation, molecular function: iron ion binding; heme binding; oxidoreductase activity, acting on paired donors, with incorporation or reduction of molecular oxygen. Bases 65 to 1546 code for a protein of 493 amino acids. NCBI's taxonomy places the organism in Eukaryota, Metazoa, Chordata, Aves, Piciformes, Picidae. The transcript is spliced from 7 exons. Gene Ontology annotation, biological process: sterol metabolic process. The record is from RefSeq and is a predicted model, not a curated record.